Molecule: messenger RNA, 910 nt
Organism: Batrachochytrium dendrobatidis JAM81
Lineage: Eukaryota; Fungi; Chytridiomycota; Chytridiomycetes; Rhizophydiales
Exons: 4
Coding region: 14-910 (298 amino acids)
Molecular function (GO): nucleic acid binding
Source: RefSeq, a predicted model, not a curated record
AACUGCUGCACAAAUGCAAGGUCUGGGGUAUGCGGACACUACAUUACUAGAAAACAAGGUUAUUGUAAUACAACAGCCUGUAGCGCAUGAUGGUUUUCUUGAGGACAUGGCUAUAGAUAAAAUUGAUUCGUGUCCACUAUACUCGGAUGAUGACGAUGAUUUUGAGCAAUCCAGCUUGACAGUGCCCAUUCCAUCUCACAAUAAAGGCUUCAAGCUUCUUCUUAAAAUGGGUUGGAAGCAAGGCACAGGACUUGGUAUUGGUGGCUCAGGAAGAUUGGAGCCAGUUCCUAUUGGAAACAAGGGAGAUACACUUGGAUUAGGCAAGGCAGAACAGAUGCAAUUACUUCACUCGGCAUCCACUUCCAGACACAAAAUCUCGACAACCGAAAAGAUUGCGACAGAAACAGAACAAGCUAAACUGGAACGAGAGGCCAAAGUUUUAAAAAUGGAGCUUAUCAAGGAAGAAAUAAAGACUGCACAGUCUGCAUUCUAUUGUGCUUUAUGUGACAAACAAUACACCAAGAUUAGCGAGUACGAGACGCAUUUGUCAUCAUACGAUCAUAAUCAUCGCAAGCGAUUCAAGGAGAUGCAGGAAUUAUCGAAACGGAGUGGAUUGCUUGGACAGCGCAAGACUAACAAAGAGGACAAAGAAUCUAUACGAGAACAAAGGGAAGUCAAUCGACUACAACAAGCAAUGAUGCAUCGAGCCGAAUCCAACCCUUUAAAGCCAAUACCUUGUGUGGACAUGGAUGCGAAUCAGCCAUGCGACUCAAAAAAUAAUAUUAUUCUUGAUUCUAAUCAGCAUCAAGACACUGAACCUGUACAAAACCAAUCCAAAAAACCAAUAGCGUUUGGAUUUGGUUCUAAAAAACCAGUUGGUAGUAUCAAAUUUUCACUCAAUAAAAAAUAG